GAGUCAGACUUCUGGUGGCCCCGCAGCUUCAGCUCGACAUGCUGCUGUUGCUGCUGCUGCUCUGGGGAAUGACAGGGGUAGAGGGUGGCCCUGAGGCCACUCAGGGUUACUCGCUGAAUGUGAAAAGGGAGGUGGUGGUGCAAGAGGGCUUGUGUGUCCUCAUUCCUUGUAGGUUCUCCUACCCCACGGGGAAACGGACUGACUCAGACCCGGUUCAUGGAUACUGGUUCCAUAGUGGAGCCAAUAUAAGGCAUGAUUUUCCAGUGGCCACAAAUAACCCACAGAGGCCAGUACUGAAGAGGACCCAGGGCCGAUUCUUCCUGCUGGGAGAUCCACAGAAGAACAACUGCUCCCUGGACAUCAGAGAGACCAGGAAGGAGGACACAGGCUCAUACUUCUUUCGCCUGGAAAGAGGAGAAGAGAAGUAUAGCUAUAUUUUGAACACGAUGACUCUGCAUGUGACAGCCCUUACUAACACUCCACACAUCCUUAUCCCGGAAACCCUGGAGGCUCGCCGUCCCAGCAACCUGACCUGCUCUGCACCUUGGGCCUGUGAGCUCCCCACCUUCUCCUGGACUGGUCCCUCUGUGUCACUCUUGAGCACCAAUGCCAUUAGUUCCUCAGUGCUGACCAUCAUCCCCCAGCCCUGGGACCAUGGCACCAACCUCACUUGUCAGGUGACCCUGCCUGGAACCGGUGUGACCACAAGAAUGACCAUCCGUCUCAGUGUGUCAUAUGCUCCAAAGAAUCUGACUGUGACCAUCUAUCAAGGAGCUGACCCAGAAUCCAUAACCCUGAAGAACGGCUCAUCUCUUUCCGUUUCUGAGGGCCAGUCUCUGCGCCUCUUCUGUAGCACCGACAGCUAUCCCCCUGCGAACCUGAGCUGGACCUGGGGUAAUCUGAGUCUGUGCCCCUCGAAGCUGUCAAAACCUGGGCUCCUGGAGCUGUUUCCAGUGCAUCUUAAGCAUGGAGGAGUGUACACCUGCCAAGCUCAGCAUGCCCUGGGCUCCCAGCACAUUUCCCUGAGUCUGCAUCCACAGCACAGUGCAACGUUAUCAGAAAUGACUGUGGGGGCCUUGGUGGGUGCAGGAGCCACAGCCCUCCUCUUCCUGUUUUGCUGCAUCCUCCUCCUGGUGUGAGUAUCAGUGUGGGUGGGGGCGGACCACCUGGAGUGAUGAGGGACAAGCCUGGCACCUGACCCUGAGCCCAGGCCUGGAAAAGCGAGCCUGAAGUCAGGGGGAGCUGUGGUCUAGGUGUGUGGUUGGUGUGUGGAACUCUGGAGUGUUGCAACCCUCAGGCCCCACUGUCCCAGAUGGUGGUAGGAAACACCUUUCAACACAGGAGCCUCUGGGACAGGACCACCAGCCAAUCUGACCACCCUUCAGAGGCUUAAUUGCAAGUAGAGGGUGGGAGAGAAUGCCAGCUGCACCUCCACCUGCCCACACUGACAGGCCCCCUGGUGUCCUUGCAUCCAGGGUAAGACCCUGUAGGAGACCAGCCAGGCCAGCUUCAGCAGCUCCGGAUCCAGAUGCC
Onychomys torridus (southern grasshopper mouse) is the source of this 1533-nucleotide messenger RNA. Its product is annotated as sialic acid-binding Ig-like lectin 12. Gene Ontology annotation, molecular function: sialic acid binding. The transcript is spliced from 5 exons. The coding region runs from base 39 to 1139 and encodes 366 amino acids. Gene Ontology annotation, biological process: cell adhesion. Gene Ontology annotation, cellular component: plasma membrane. The record is from RefSeq and is a predicted model, not a curated record. Lineage: Eukaryota; Metazoa; Chordata; Mammalia; Rodentia; Cricetidae.